Drosophila hydei is the source of this 1024-nucleotide messenger RNA. Its product is annotated as von Willebrand factor D and EGF domain-containing protein-like. The transcript is spliced from 3 exons. The coding region runs from base 30 to 929 and encodes 299 amino acids. NCBI's taxonomy places the organism in Eukaryota, Metazoa, Arthropoda, Insecta, Diptera, Drosophilidae. The record is from RefSeq and is a predicted model, not a curated record.
CUUUAGUAGAUCGGAGUAAGUAGUGCACGAUGUUAGUCUGGAAUAUAUUUCUUUAUCUGCUCUUGCCGAGUUGCCUUGUGGCACAAUUGUGUCCACAGUUUUCAUAUAAUAGUAAAGGCUACAAAACUAAAACCGUUAAGUGCUGCACUGGCUACAAACCUAUUUCCAACAACGGCACAACUUUGGAGUGUGAGCCGAUUUGCAUCAAUUGUGAGAACGGCAAGUGCAUAAAGCCAAAUGUCUGCCAGUGCUUUGAGGGCUAUGAUAAUUUUAACAAUUUGCCAUCUAAUCAUUGCGUGCCUGUAUGUAAGAACGGUUGCAUAAACGGCAACUGUGUGGCCCCAAAUGAGUGUGAAUGUCUAUCAUUAUAUAGAAAAGCAAGUCCAUUUAAGUGUGAGCCGGUGUGUCCGAGCGGCUGUAAAAACGGCAUGUGUGUCGCACCAGGAUGGUGCUUCUGUAAUAAAGGAUAUAUUCGAGUAAAGAAGGAAUUUUGUCAUCCAGUCUGUUAUGGAAACUGUGAGAACGGCUUCUGUAGUGCUCCGGAGAAAUGCUCCUGUAACGAAGGAUAUUCUAAAAUAAGUAAGAACAGUUGUGCUCCAGUAUGUGAAGGAGGCUGUGAGAAUGGCUACUGUAGUGGUCCAGGAAAGUGCACCUGCAAUCAAGGAUAUUCGCCAGUCACUGAGAACAGUUGUGCUCCAGUGUGUGAAGAUGAAUGUUUCAAUGGCUUCUGUGCCUCCCCCAAUAACUGCAGUUGCAGUGAGGGUUACCUUUUCAACAAUAAUACUUGUGUGGCCAAGUCGAUUGACGCAGAGAUAUUAACUACCGUAGAGAUGGAGGAAGACAUCCAGAAUUCGGCGCAAACUAGAAACUUGUGCUAUUUUCAGUGGCUCUUUCUAUUUAUUGCAUACCCGUUUGCAUGUCUUUCAUAAAGAGAUUCCGAGUGGACAAAGAAGUUGAUGCAAUACCCGUUUAGAUGUACUUCAAGUACUACAAAUGCUACUCCAAGAUAUUUUAAGAACUAAUU